Messenger RNA from Penicillium expansum, 2004 nucleotides. Its product is annotated as protein kinase RIO2. Gene Ontology annotation, molecular function: ATP binding; structural constituent of ribosome; protein serine/threonine kinase activity. Gene Ontology annotation, cellular component: nucleus; ribosome; cytosol. The record is from RefSeq and is a predicted model, not a curated record. Gene Ontology annotation, biological process: maturation of SSU-rRNA; protein phosphorylation; translation. Bases 1 to 2004 code for a protein of 667 amino acids. NCBI's taxonomy places the organism in Eukaryota, Fungi, Ascomycota, Eurotiomycetes, Eurotiales, Aspergillaceae. The transcript has 7 exons.
AUGAAACUCGACGCUAAGGCUAUUCGUUACCUUACCAACGAGGAUUUCCGAGUUCUUGCAGCGUGUGAAGCUGGCAGCCGAAACCAUGAGGUCGUUCCAACACCGUUGAUCUCGCAACUUUCGGGCCUCCGGGGCGGCAGCGGUGUCAACCGCGCAAUCUCAAACCUCGCGAAAAUCAACUUGAUUGCAAAGGUCAAGAAUGCCAAGUAUGACGGCUACCGACUCGCAUACGGAGGAUUGGAUUAUCUUGCGCUGAACGCGCACCAAAAGUCAAAGGUCAUCUAUUCAGUUGGCAACCAAAUCGGCGUGGGAAAGGAAUCAGACAUUAUCGUCGUGGCAGAAAGCAGCGGAGCGCAGCGCAUUAUGAAAAUCCACCGUCUCGGCCGUAUCUCAUUCCGAACAGUCAAGACGAACCGUGACUACCUACGACACCGCAGCUCAGCCUCAUGGAUGUACAUGUCUCGAUUGGCAGCAAUGAAGGAGUUCGCUUUCAUGAAGGCUCUGCGCGAGAACGGAUUCUCCGUCCCCGAACCCAUCGCCCAGAACCGACACACCAUCGUCAUGAGUCUAAUUGAUGCUUUCCCUCUGCGCCAAAUCUCAAAAGUCGCCAACCCCGCUGGGCUAUACUCCGAGCUUAUGAACAUGAUCUUGGAUCUUGCGCGAUACGGUCUUAUCCAUGGUGACUUCAACGAGUUCAAUAUCCUUAUCAAGGAAGAGCUAGACCCCGAAAUGAAGGGCAAAGAGCUCACUGAGGAAGAGGAAGAUGAGCAUAUCCGGCUGGUCCCGGUUCUCAUUGAUUUCCCUCAGAUGUUGUCUGUUGACCACGUUAACGCCGAAAUGUACUUCGACCGUGAUGUGGAAUGUAUCAAGCGUUACUUCAAGCGCAAGUUCCACUUUGUGAGCGACUCAAAGGGCCCUACUUUCGCCGAGGCUAGAAAGAAGCUCCUUAAGAACCCUGGCAAACGCCUGGAUGUCGAAGUUGAAGCCUCAGGUUUCUCACGCAAGAUGGCCCGUGAGCUCGAGGCUUACAUGGCCGACGUGGGAGUCAAAGGAGAUGGAGAGGCUUCUAAGGAUAGCGACGAUGAUGACGAUGAGGAUGAGGAUGAGGAUGAUGAGGAAGAUUCUGGAUCUGAAGCCGAGGAGGCCAGUGAUGCCCACGAGACCAAGGACUCUGAAGAUGUCGAUGACAGCACCAAGCGUGUAAUCAUUUCCGACUCUUGCUUGAACAUCCAAGAUUUGAGUGUUGCGUCGUUCACUACUGGCGUUUUUGAUGCGCGGUCCGCAAGCACCUCCAACCUCCAGAUUCCUCCACUCAACAACACGAUGGUGCGUCUCAGCAGCGUUCAAGCGAAAGCACUUCGCCGCCUGCAAAACCAGGCUGGUGUCCAGCAACCUCCCAAAACCCAAUGGCCCAGCGUCGUCGGCAAGCCCGUGUACCUGCCUGAAUUCCGCGUCGCUCUCGUCCGAACCCCCAACCUCACCCCCCGAUAUGCUCAAUUCCGCGUCCCCCUCAACUUCAACAAGUUCGAUCUCCGCAGCUACCUAUGGCACUUGUACGGAGUCGGAACCCUCAGCAUCCGCAGUUACGUCCAGGCACAACCAAUCACACGAAUCUCGCGCGAUGGCAAGGGUUUCGGCCCAUGGCGCCGACCUAAGUCGCAGAAGCGCAUGACUGUUGAAUUGAAGGAGCCCUUCGUGUACCCCCAGGAGCCAAAGGAUCUGACCCCCUGGGAGCAUGAGAGUUGGUCAAAGGCCGAGAAGUUCCAGAUCGACCUACAAGAAAAGGAGAACCCCAAGCCGAACAAGGGUGAACAGCCCGAUCGCGAGUUGCGCGAGGCCUACAAGGAGCAGGCCAAGGCGCUGCUCGAGAAGAAGGAGACUUGGAGACCGACAUGGAAGGCUAUGGGCUUGGAGCCACACCAGGCGGCUAAGAAUGGCGGCUUCGUCCCUGCUUCUACGCUGCCGGCUUGGUUCGCUAAGGGACGGAAGCACGGAGCGCGGUAA